Messenger RNA from Rotaria sp. Silwood1, 1668 nucleotides. The record is from the annotation of a GenBank genome assembly. NCBI's taxonomy places the organism in Eukaryota, Metazoa, Rotifera, Eurotatoria, Philodinida, Philodinidae.
AUGCAUUUGGAAUCAUUGGCCAAUGAAUUACUACUCAAUCUAUUCGAAUAUCUUUCCACUGCUCAUCUAAUUCGUGCUUUCGACAGUCUCAAUUCUCGUUUUAAUACUCUUAUCUGGGUUGUUUUUCGAACUUCUAAUCGUGUUGACUGUCGAUGGAUGUCUCAAAGUCAACUUGACUUUAUUUGUCAACAGCAUCUUUCUUCGAUUACUCAUCGAAUAUUUUCUCUUUGUCUAUCCAAUGACGAUGAAACUCCUCAACAGAUCGAACGAUUUUUUUCUCAUGGUUUAAAACUUGACCAAUUCAUACAUUUACGCUCACUUUCAUUUUAUCAUUUACAAUCUGAACAAAUGAUGCAAAAUAUUAUGAUUGCAUGGUAUCAUCUUCAUCAUCUGACUCAUCUUAAAUUCAGCAAAUGUUAUUUUCAAUAUGAAGAGAAAGAUAUUCUCGGUAUGAUUAAUAGCAUUUGGAGUUUAUCUGAACUUACUCAUUGCUAUCUGGAUAUUACUUUUCGAAGGACAUCAUCUUUUAUUGUGCCAACAGUAAUUUCAUCAUCUCUUGAAUCUUGGAUCAUUCAAGGUGUCAAUUGUCCGUUGAAUGAUCUAACACGUUUAUUUCAACAUACGAUUCGACUUCGACAUCUUUGCGCAAAUAUUAGGAUCAAUAUUUACAAUUCUUUGUUGGUAUCACCUAGUUCAUCAAUGAUUUCAUUAAAAUUAAAAUUCUUUUCUUCGUCAAACUCAGUUCAUGAAAUUAUUAAUCUAUUUCAAAAUAUGUGCAAUUUACGUAAAUUAACAAUUGAAACAUUAGAUCUAUAUAUCGAUGGAUAUCAAUGGAUACAAAUUAUUGCCAAUUAUUUACCGAAACUUAAAAUAUUUCAACUCAAAAUGGAAUUCUAUUUUCAUGAUCGUAUUAACACGAAACAAUAUGUCGAUCAAUUGUUAAAUUCAUUUCAAACGUAUUUUUGGCUCGAGGAACGUCAAUGCUUUCCUCGUAUAGAAGUUAGUGGAUGUCGAUCGACUUGUUCUGAUGACUACAAUACGAGUUGGUCAUAUGAUCAUGUACAUAUUCUUAAUUAUCGAUCUUCAUCAACAAGAGAUUUGACUCUGUAUCAAUCUCGUUUUGUCAAUAAUCAACAUCUUUCUCUUUCAUUCAACGUCGAUAAUCAAUUUUGGUUCAUUGUCCCACGAUUUGAUUGUUUAAUUUCACUCGAGAUAGCAUUGCAUGAUUAUAGUGACAAUAUUAAAUCUCAACUGCAAACUAUACUCGACAGAGCACCACAUCUUAAUUUGUUGAAAUUUCUCUCGUGGGCAAGUCUUGACGCACUUCUAGUUAAACUUAAUAGUGCAUCUGUGCGUCAACUCGAUUUUCGAGGAUGUGAUCGAUAUUAUAAUGAUCUUGAAUGUUUGACAUUGAUCAAUUCACCAUUAGGUAUUCAGUGUGAAGUACUUCGAAUUAAUGUCGAAAAUCGAAUGAGUAUACUAGAUUUCGUUACUAAAAUGACUAAUAUUCGAUCAUUAAAUGUUCGAUGUGAAGGUGAUAAAUGGAAUGAAACAUUGUCGACAUCAAAGGAUGAAUUCAUCGACUGGUUACAAUAUCGUUUACCAUCCACAUGCAUAAUUACGCGACACACACGUUACACCUUUGAUAUUCUGUUGUGGAUUUGUUAA